Coffea arabica (coffee) is the source of this 822-nucleotide messenger RNA. Lineage: Eukaryota; Viridiplantae; Streptophyta; Magnoliopsida; Gentianales; Rubiaceae. The record is from RefSeq and is a predicted model, not a curated record.
AUGGGUUUCUGUGAAAAAUGGAUAAAGUGGAUCAUGAAAUGCAUUAGUACAGUAUCCUUCUCAUUUAACAUUAAUGGGGAAUGCAAGGAAUACAUUGAAACAGAAAGGGGGAUUAGACUGGGUGACACACUGUCAUCGUACUUAUUUCUCAUUUGCUCAGAAGGCUUCUCCAAUCUGUUAAGAAGAGCAACACAAGCAGGAAGGAUGAAUGGUAUCAAGAUCAGCAGACAAGGCCCCUCAGUAACCCAUCUCUUUUUUGCUGAUGACUCCCUGAUCUUCUGCAGAGCUAACUCCCAAGAAGCAAAGGAGCUAAGAAGGAUACUUGAACUGUAUGAACAAGAAUCUGGUCAAGUGGUUAACUUAGAUAAGUCAAGUGUGUUUUUUAGCAAAAAUGUGACUGAGGCAACUAAAGAAGGAGUUUGCGCAGAGCUAGGAAGCAUACAACCAGUUUCACAAGGGAAGUACCUAGGAUUGCCAAUGGUGAUAACAAGGACUAAAAAACAGCUGUUUGGUUACAUUAAGGAUAACAUCAAAAGGAGGAUGCAAAGCUGGAAAAACAAGCUGUUAAGCUCUGCUGGAAAAGAAAUCCUGAUCAAAGCAAUUUCUAUGACAAUGCCUACUUACACAAUGUUUUGUUUCAAAUUACCUUGCAGGUUGUGCAAAGAGAUAAGCUCCAUGCUAUCUAACUUUUGGUGGGGAGAAAAGGACAACAAGAACAAAGUUCAUUGGAUAGCCUGGAAGCAAAUGACAAAGGAGAAGAAAAGAGGAGGCAUGGGAUUCCAGGAGAUUCAAAGCUUUAAUAGAGCUUUGCUGGCCAAAUAG